This is a messenger RNA of Postia placenta MAD-698-R-SB12, 1101 nucleotides long. RefSeq names its product glycoside hydrolase family 10 protein. Bases 1 to 1101 code for a protein of 366 amino acids. NCBI's taxonomy places the organism in Eukaryota, Fungi, Basidiomycota, Agaricomycetes, Polyporales, Adustoporiaceae. The transcript is spliced from 8 exons. Gene Ontology annotation, biological process: carbohydrate metabolic process. Gene Ontology annotation, molecular function: hydrolase activity, hydrolyzing O-glycosyl compounds. The record is from RefSeq and is a predicted model, not a curated record.
AUGACGCUCACUCCAGCUCUACUUGCCUUCGCGGCGUGUCUCCCUGUCCUAGCGAAUGGUCUACCGCAGGCCGCUUCUUCCGCAAGCACUGCGCUGCCUACUUCAACGGCCGUCGUACCCGGCUUGAAUGACCUAGCCAUCAGUGCGGGGAAACGCUACUUCGGCUCUGCUACGGACAAUCCGGAGCUCAAUGAUACGACGUACACCUCCAUCUUGGAGAAUUAUGCCAUGUUCGGCCAGAUCACUCCGGGAAACAGUAUGAAAUGGUAUGCCACAGAGCCUGAGCCGGGAGUCUUCACUUUCACAGCCGGCAAUGUCAUCGCGGAUCUCGCGAAGUCCAACGGCAUGGUGCUGAGAGGACACAACUGCGUAUGGUAUGAAGAGCUUCCGGACUGGGUAACGGCUAACAACUACAAUGCGACUGAGCUUGCCGCCAUCGUCGCCAACCACACCGGUACGCUGGUAGGGUACUACGCAGGUCAAAUGUAUGCAUGGGAUGUCAUCAAUGAGCCACUCAAUGACAAUGGCACAAUGCGCGAGGACGUCUUCUACGACACGCUUGGAGAUAGCUAUAUUUCAAUCGCGCUGAAGGCCGCACGCGCAGCUGACCCGAACGUGAAGCUUUACAUCAACGAUUACAACAUUGAAUACGUCGGCACGAAAUCGACGGCAAUGCAGAACCUCAUCAAGCAGUUACAGGCGGACGACGUACCAAUUGAUGGCGUCGGUCUGGAGAGCCAUUUCAUCGUUGGCGAAGUGCCCACGACGAUCGUGGAGAACAUGCAGGCAUUUGCCGCGCUCGGACUGGAGUUCGCAAUCACAGAGCUCGACAUUCGUAUGGAACUCCCGGCAACUGCUGAUCUGUACGAGCAGCAGAAGACGGACUACUAUACCGUCGUGUCGGCGUGUAUGCAGGUUGAACAAUGUGUCGGUAUCACUGUCUGGGACUGGACUGACAAGUAUUCGUGGGUCCCGUCCACUUUCCCUGGCUACGGAGAUGCUUGCCCUUGGGAUUCGAAUGAUAUGUUGGCGCAUCAGAACUAUGAAAGGAAACCAGCAUUUGAUGGGAUUGCUAUCGCCUUGCAGGGUCAAUCUAUCUGA